Molecule: messenger RNA, 1650 nt
Organism: Phymastichus coffea
Lineage: Eukaryota; Metazoa; Arthropoda; Insecta; Hymenoptera; Eulophidae
Product: DDB1- and CUL4-associated factor 13
Exons: 6
Coding region: 259-1596 (445 amino acids)
Biological process (GO): maturation of SSU-rRNA from tricistronic rRNA transcript (SSU-rRNA, 5.8S rRNA, LSU-rRNA)
Cellular component (GO): small-subunit processome; nucleolus
Molecular function (GO): protein binding
Source: RefSeq, a predicted model, not a curated record
ACUAACGAAUGACGAUAAAAAUUGUUUUUUAUUCCAUCAACUAUCUAAUACAUAAUUUAUUUAUCAAUUUUCUAAAAAAAAGCUGAUCCUGGAUGCUAACUUUCAAGACCUGGUGAUAGCCAACUAUCAACUGUGAAGUAUGAACAGUGAACACUGUGAACUAUUAAAAGGAGAGAUACGUAAAUAAACACUCACGUGUUGCCAGAAUGAUUAAAAUUAUUUACCAAACAGUUGAUCAAUAAUUAUUUUACCAUCAUCAUGAAGGUGAAGGUGUUAUCGCGUAAUCCAGAUGAAUAUUUACGAGAAACUAAGCGAGACAUUUAUAAAGUCCCCAGAAACUACGAUCCUGUGCUGCAUCCAUUCGAAGCUCCCCGGGAAUAUACACGUGCUCUAAAUGCUGUAAAGUUAGACAGAGUAUUUGCAAAACCAUUCAUUGGCAACUUAGAGGGACACAAAGAUUCUGUUACUUGUCUCAGCAAACAUCCAACAAAACUGCAAAUACUGUUGAGUGGUGCCUUUGACGGACAUGUGAAAGUAUGGAAUUUGCCACAGAGGACAUGUGAACGUUCAAUUCUGGCUCAUGAUGGAAAUGUCAGGGGAAUUGCGUAUUCACCUGAUGGUGAGCAUUUUAUUACUAUUGGUGAUGAUAAAACAAUAAAAACAUGGAAAUCAGAAAAGCCAGAUGAUGAGGAUGAAGAAGAUUUACCCAUCAAAACGAUAAUUAGCAAGACUAUAGUUACAGGAAUAACACAUCAUCGGCUUGCUCCAAUGUUUGCCACAUGUGGAGAAGUGUGCGAAAUUUGGGAUGAGGCUACUAGUGCACCUAUAAAAACUUACAAAUGGGGUGUUGAUAGUUUACAUGACAUUAAAUUCAAUCCUGUACAAUCAAAUUUACUAGCUUCUUGUGCCAGUGAUAGAAGUAUUAUUCUUUAUGACACAAGAGGAGUUGGACCUUUGAGAAGAGUAAAAAUGAAGUUAAGAAGUAACAAAUUAUCUUGGAAUCCUAUGGAAGCAUUUAUAUUCACUUGUGCCAAUGAAGAUUACAACUUAUAUACGUUUGAUACUCGUCAAUUGAAGACUCCGGUUAAUGUUCACAUGGACCACACAGAGGCUGUAAUCGACGUAGACUACAGUCCAACUGGUAAAGAAUUUGUAGCUGGAAGUUAUGACAAAACCAUUCGACUGUUUGAAGUUAACAAAGGUCACUCCAAAGAAAUUUACCAUACAAAACGUAUGCAAAGAUUAACGUGUGUUGCAUGGUCACUCGACAAUAAAUAUAUAAUAAGUGGUAGUGACGAAAUGAACAUUCGAGUUUGGAAAGCAAGAGCAUCAGAAAAAUUAGGAGUUUUGAAACCACGAGAACGAGCUGCACUGAACUAUAGUGAAGCACUGAAAGAGAAAUUCGCAAGUCAUCCGCAAGUUCGACGUAUUGCACGACACAGACAAGUUCCAAAGCAUGUUUACAACGCGCAGAGCGAACUACGUACUGCACGCGAGAAGAUAAAACGAAAGGAAUCCAACCGACGUAUACAUUCGAAGAAAGGGGCCGAGCCUUUCGUUGCCGAGAGGAAGAGGCACGUCAUUUCGGAGGAGUAACAAUAUUUUUCCAUUUAUAGUCGUCAUGGUUAUUUGUAAAUUAUAAAUAUAAUA